Fibroporia radiculosa is the source of this 840-nucleotide messenger RNA. RefSeq lists its product as uncharacterized. Bases 1 to 840 code for a protein of 279 amino acids. NCBI's taxonomy places the organism in Eukaryota, Fungi, Basidiomycota, Agaricomycetes, Polyporales, Fibroporiaceae. The record is from RefSeq and is a predicted model, not a curated record. The transcript has a single exon.
AUGGCAUAUCUCUACAAUCCGGCUCACUCCGACUCCACACACUGUGCUGCCGCCCCAUGGGACGCAUCACUCGCUCUCAACGAGACGAACGAUUUUCACACUCACGUGCACAUGCAGAACUUGCACUGGCCUGCGUUAUCCGUCGGCGCCCUCGCGCACCACGUAUACCCCAGAGGAGACAGCGCAUCCACCCCGAGCCCUUCCGCCGCCCUCCCGCCCGAUGCACAAGACUUCCUCGGCGCUCGCCUCGCUCUCUUUUCCGACGCCCCGUCCCGCAUCCGCCAAUGGCUCCACAUGCUCGCACACCCCGCGCACGCCGUGCGCAUCGAGCCCGCGCUUCCAUCUCCGCCCGCGUACGGGUAUGCAAACACGCACAAGACCUUCUCCGCCUCCACCCACGACCUCUACGCAUUCUCACCCGGCACAUACAGCCCCGGGGCAUCUUCAAGCUCCGACUCGACGAACGCGCUCGACAUACUCCCGUGGAAUCCCACAUUGUACACCGUGCCCGACGCGCACACGGCGAGCCUGCGGUGCCAGUGGGACGGCUGUACGCAAUGCUUCGAGACCGCACGCUUCGGGGACAUCGAGGCGCACCUCCGUGCCGCGCACUUUGCGCUCGAAGAAUGGGACGCCGACCGGCGCGGGCUCUGCCGCUGGGUAGGCUGCGAGCGCGACAAGACGCUCUUUUUCAAAAGCUUCGCGAAGCACAUCGCCACGCGCCACUUGCGCUCGACGGCCACGGUGUGCACAGUUCACGGGUGCGGGGAACGCUUCACGCGCGCGGAUUCGAAGGCGCGCCAUUUGAUAAAGGUGCAUGGUGUCGGCCUCUACGGCUGA